AUGCCUCAAAACGGCGAGACAGCCCCCCUUCUUGGAGGUAUCCCUAACCUCGCCCGCAAUGCCGUUGCUCAGGACGAGGCCGCCCGCGCUCGUCGCGCAGCAACUGUCCGGGCAGUGACCUAUUCAAUACUCACGACUGUGUUCGUAGUCGCUCUCGCGGGUUUGUUGCUCUUCUGGGACAAGCUAUCGGGUGUGGUGGGACGGUUGCCGAAGGACCCGCACAAGGCUGCGCUGUUGAUCUUGGAUAGCGCUCCUGUUAUCGACGGUCAUAUAGAUUUGCCAAUUCUGGUCCGGACUGCAUACUCGAACAACGUGUCUGCCAUUGACCUAAGCAAGUCGUUCGAGGGCCACGUCGACAUCCCCCGUUUGAGGGAGGGAAAGGUCGGAGGCUUCUUCUGGUCCGUAUACGCCGACUGCCCUUCAGUAGAGGAGCAAAGCGACGACUUCAUCAAGCCCACAAACCGCGUGCGCGAUACAUUGGAGCAGAUUGAUAUCGCAAAGCUACUCAUCAAUAAGUACUCAGACACUUUUGCGUGGACUCUAAGCGCAAAGGAGAUUAAGGCCGCCAUUAGUCGCGGCCAAAUUGCAUCUCUCCUUGGAAUAGAGGGUGGGCACCAGCUCGGCAAUUCUAUCGCAACACUUCGCCAAUAUUAUGACUUGGGGGUCCGCUACGUGACGCUCACGCAUAUGUGCCACAACGCCUUCGCCGACUCCUGCGGCAUAUUCGUUGGCAUUGAGCCCUUACAUGGCGGCCUGAGCCCUCUCGGGCGCUCGCUCAUCGAAGAGAUGAACCGUAUCGGAAUGCUCGUUGAUUUGAGCCAUACCUCGGAUGACACCGCUAAGCAAGCCCUCAAGCACACGAAGGCUCCUGUCAUCUGGAGCCACUCGUCGGCGCGCGCUGUACACAUUGUGCCGCGGAAUGUGCCCGAUGAUGUGCUUGAGCUGAUUGGAACGGGCCCGAACAAGACGGAUGCAGUUGUCAUGGUCAAUUUCGCGCCGUAUUUCGUCGCCCCGUCUGGAGAGGCGGAUGUAAAGUGGGUCGCCGACCAUGUCGAUCAUAUCGCGAAGGUGGCUGGCAAGGAACAUGUUGGUCUUGGAAGUGAUUUUGAUGGUAUCGGUGAAGUACCCAUCGGCCUCGAGGAUGUCUCCAAGUAUCCGGCACUUGUUGCUGAGCUGUACAAGCGGGGAUGGAACGCGUUCGAACUCGCCGGUCUCACCGGAGGAAACCUCCUUCGCGUUUUGGAGGGCGCGGAACGUGUUGCCGCUGAUCUACAGAAGAACGGUGCGCAACCGGUCACAGCGAUAUAUGAGAAGAGGAAAGAUCUUUGA
Messenger RNA from Dichomitus squalens LYAD-421 SS1, 1329 nucleotides. RefSeq lists its product as uncharacterized. Gene Ontology annotation, molecular function: metallodipeptidase activity. The record is from RefSeq and is a predicted model, not a curated record. Bases 1 to 1329 code for a protein of 442 amino acids. The transcript has 8 exons. NCBI's taxonomy places the organism in Eukaryota, Fungi, Basidiomycota, Agaricomycetes, Polyporales, Polyporaceae. Gene Ontology annotation, biological process: proteolysis.